This is a messenger RNA of Lottia gigantea (owl limpet), 300 nucleotides long. RefSeq lists its product as hypothetical. The annotation marks the transcript as partial. NCBI's taxonomy places the organism in Eukaryota, Metazoa, Mollusca, Gastropoda, Lottiidae. The record is from RefSeq and is a predicted model, not a curated record. The transcript is spliced from 2 exons.
AGUAGCUUGAAUUUUCAAGUUAGUAUGUUGAAUUUUCAAGUUAGUAACUUGAAUUUUCAAGUCAGUAACUUGAAUUUUCAAGUUAGUAACUUGAAUUUUCAAUAUCUUGAAUUUAGUAACUUGAAUUUUCAAGUUAGUAUGUUGAAUUUUCAAGUUAGUAACUUGAAUUUUCAAGUUAGUAUGUUGAAUUUUCAAGUUUGUAUCUUGAAUUUUCAAGUGAGUAUGUUGAAUUUUCAAGUUUGUAUCUUGAAUUUUCAAGUGAGUAUCUCGAAUUUUCAAGUUACUAACUUGAAAAUUCAA